Molecule: messenger RNA, 638 nt
Organism: Musa acuminata subsp. malaccensis (wild Malaysian banana)
Lineage: Eukaryota; Viridiplantae; Streptophyta; Magnoliopsida; Zingiberales; Musaceae
Source: RefSeq, a predicted model, not a curated record
CUGGGUGGCAAGCCAACCUGGUUCGAGGCGGAAUUCGAAUUGAUACGCCAGGAAGCAGGAGAUAAGUUCCUUCCCUCGAUUCCUCCCAUUCUUCCUUGUCUCUCGUUCUUCGCCCGUUGUUUGGUGGUAUUAUCUUUCUCUCUUUUAUAUAUAUAUAUAUAUAUAUAUAGGUGCCGAAGGAGAGGGAGGAACGGUUUUACAGAUAUAUAGAAAGAGAGAGAGAACGAGAACGAGAGAGAGGUGCUCCUACCGCCAUGAAGGUUACAAGCGCGGUCGCAAUUGCGUCGACGGUGAUCACUGCCGCCGCCUCGUACUCGACUGCGUUGUCCGGCUCGCUCUCCGACGCCAGGGCCCAAGGUCCAAGCCAGGACUCAGCGUCUCAAUCAAAGCAGGAGGAGCAGCCGCAGCCGGGAGAUGGAUUCGCUCCCAGAUUCGACGGGCUGCGGUUCAUCGAGACGCUCAUCACGGCACAUCGUUGAGAUGGUAGCGCACAAACUCCGCAAGUUUGGGUGAUGAUUGAUCACGACCAUUAAUCACUGUACACACAUGAUUCAUGAAAGAUGCAAGUCUAUGAUUGAUCAUUACUCCUUUACUUGUUGGGGUUGUGUGUUUUAGGAACGAAUAAGAAAGGUGUUCCU